This is a messenger RNA of Meira miltonrushii, 1434 nucleotides long. RefSeq lists its product as uncharacterized. Bases 115 to 1287 code for a protein of 390 amino acids. The transcript has a single exon. The record is from RefSeq and is a predicted model, not a curated record. Lineage: Eukaryota; Fungi; Basidiomycota; Exobasidiomycetes; Exobasidiales; Brachybasidiaceae.
AUCAGAAUCAACAAUGUUUUAUACAUUCACUACCAUCACACAAUUCAACAGCCGCACAUAAUUAACACUCAAAUCGACUACCAUCAAUCAAAUCAAUCCUUCUUCAGUCAUCUUAUGAACACCAACUUGUACGCCUCUCUUGCUGCUUUAGCAACACCUCUUGAUUCUCUUGAACAAGAUCAAAUCGCUCAGUUGGCUGAAUUUUCAAAGAUGUUUUCUUCUUUCUCAACCACCAACCCCACCAUCAAUUUGUGUUCUGAAAUGAUGGAUACGGGCAAACCUAUCGCCAAUGUCAGCGCGGAUGCCAUCCCUUUUGAUUCCCCUUUGGACCAAUCGUUGGGAUCACCAGCAUCUACUCGUGAUUUCCAGGAAUCACCUUUGCAGGAUUUGGAGUUCGACUUCGCCUCAACGGUAGCCGAUGCUCCCUUGUUCCCCGAUCAUGGUACACAACAACAGCAACAUGGCGAGCUUGCCAGUAUGCCUUUGUUCGGACCAGAAUUCUCCUUCUCUCAACAAUCCGUUACCGGUCCAAUCGUCGGAUUGAAGGAAAGUGUCACUUCAUCCCAAUCUUCGGAGGGCAAUGCCGCUGAUUACUCUUUCGAUGCAAUGGCGCGUAACAUGUUAAGCGACAUGGGCAAUGGUCGCUUGAACAUCCUUUCUGCCUCGCCAAGUACGCAAUCCGACGUUUCGGUCGCUGACUCUGAUUUGGCCGCCAGGUUUAUCCGUGAAUAUGCCCGUUCUCACGCUGUUCGCGAUAUCGACGUUCUCGUGUGUGCUUUGCGCGGAGCUGGCAUUGAUGUGAGCAACGAAGUUGUCGCGGAAAUUUUGGCAACCGCUUCGUUGAAUUCAACCCCAAGUAGCAGUCCAAACGCUAGCCCAAGCCCAAUGAUUCUUCCAGAACCAGUGAAGACCCGCUCUUCCCGUUCUUCUACUUCGAAGACACGAAAGACCCGCUCUUCAGCACAAUCCAACGCAUCCAAGAAUUUUAUUUGCAAGUCAUGCCAUAAGUCCUUCGAUCGAGCCUUCAACUUGCGCACCCACGAAAUUACUCACGUCGCACUUGAGGACCGUGAGAAGCCGUUUGUAUGCCCAUGGAGUGCAUGCACCAAACCUUUCAUGCGCAAGUACGACGCAGAACGUCAUUACACCACCGUUCAUGUCAAGAAAGGUGAAAUCGCUACAUCAAAGCAGAUCAUCAAAGCUUUCUCGGGCGAACACGGUGUCCCCGCACAACGUGCAGUCGCUUCUUUACUCAGCGAUGCCGACAUCACACAGGCAAAUGGCUAAUGUCAUCGUCUGAUGCUUAUCUCUGUUAAAGGAAAACAAAACGUGAGCAGCCAUCCUUUUGUGCAUUACCAAAAACUGCAUACUGACCCUCUAUCACUCUCUUCUCCUCAGUAUCACCACUCUAACUUUGCCUUGCCGGGCUUUGCG